Messenger RNA from Closterium sp. NIES-67, 591 nucleotides. The record is from the annotation of a GenBank genome assembly. Lineage: Eukaryota; Viridiplantae; Streptophyta; Zygnematophyceae; Desmidiales; Closteriaceae.
CAGAUUAGUAGGGGAAAGUCUGUGUACAGUACCAGCUUAGGUAUCUGGUAUUCUUAGGUUCAGCGUAUUCCCGUCGAAUGUAGGCUCCGCGUCGUACGGGAGACGAUAGUGAUCGUCAGCGAUGACUGGCGUAAACUGUUAUUCCUUAUUGUCUGCCGUCGCAUUGCUGAGAGCUGCGCUCUGAAGGACCUUUUCCGGUCUGUUGCACUCGUUCGGCAGAAUCUAGGUUGAGAUAGCGCUUGCUGCUAGGCUAUCCACGGUAGAGCGUUGUUGACCUCGAUAAGAGCUCCCCCAUUGUAAGCUUUCCAUGUUCUAAAGCUUCGAGAAGGAAGAUCGUCGCAAUGGUUCUCGCUGCUGUUGUUUCCGUGCUGCUGUUUCUCCCCGUCGCAUUAUCCUUAGCAUCGAAUCACUCCCUCUUGGCCAUGCAUCAUGGCGACGCAGCUAGUAACGAGUACUCCGCAAAACAGCACGGGGGUCACCGCCAUGACCUCCUCGAGUUAUCCUUCGCCGUUUCUCGCAAAUCCGUUACUCGCGAAUCCGUUUCUCGCGAAUUCGUUCCUCGCGGAGCGACCCCCCUCGCUGCCUCUCAAC